Molecule: messenger RNA, 888 nt
Organism: Caenorhabditis bovis
Lineage: Eukaryota; Metazoa; Nematoda; Chromadorea; Rhabditida; Rhabditidae
Source: the annotation of a GenBank genome assembly
AUGUCGAAUAGUCUGUUGACCACCGCAUUUCUUGGCGCCGGCACCGCUCUGAUCACAUGCCUUCUCAUCGUCGCCACACUCUUCAACGAUAAUCAGGAGUUGAAAAUCGAUGUGCAUGAUGGAAUUGCCGAGUUCAAGGUUAUCGCCAACGAUCUCUGGGAUGCGAUGGUUCAAGAGACAUCGAAGCACACGUUUGAUGAUUCCAGACAAUUGCGGAAGAGAAGCAGCGGUGCAUCGAGCUGUAGCAAGUGCUCCGAAAACAAUGACUGUCCUCCUGGACCUCCAGGACCAAAAGGAGCAGAUGGCGAGCGAGGAGUUGAUGGGGAGAAUGGGGAACCUGGCGUCGAUGGAAACACAGCAACACCGGCUAGAAAUCAGAAGACAAGCUAUGGAUGCAUAAAAUGCCCUGCUGGACCUCCAGGACCACCGGGACCUGACGGCGAGUCUGGACCGGCUGGCCAAGACGGGCAUCCUGGUGAGCCGGCACCAAAUGGGAAUGAUGGAGCCCCGGGAGAGGACGGAGCCGCGGGAGAGCCAGGCGCUCCAGGCGAACCAGGACAACCCGGAUCGCAAGGUGAAAAUGGAAAGAAUGGGGUGAAGGGAGGCGUCGGAGCGCCGGGAGCCGAAGGACCACCGGGUCCACCGGGACCUGCCGGAAAUCCUGGAGCCGCCGGCGCACCCGGAGCGCCAGGACAAUCGGGAAGCCCUGGAAUCGCGGGACGAAAUGGAAACGACGGCGCGAGUCCCGACGGACCGCCGGGAGCGCCGGGAGAUAACGGAGCGCCUGGAAACGAUGGAGCCUAUUGUCCGUGCCCGCAACGAACCGAGAUUCAUGACGAUUUGGUGACGGCGGUGAAAGAAUCGCAAGCCUAUCAACGACUUCUCUAA